GAGCACUUGACCGUUAAACCGGACCGAGAAAGAAAUAAGGCUUUGGCGAGCUCCACUGCUAAGCUCUAAACCCUUUACCUUAUUUCUGUCUCAAUUUCUUCUCUUCUUUGUGGUUCCUUUGAUUAUUUAAAUAUGAAUUUCGAACUGAUUAAACGCUCACGUCCCAUUUUACAUACUAUUAUUUGUGUUCCAUUUUACGUCAAAUGUUUCUCUUCUCUCCCUUCAAUCUCUUCACUUUCUGAUGUAGAAACCCAAUUGAGAUUACUUUGUCAAGAACCCAAUUUUCAAUCCACUAGAGCAGUUUCUUUGUUUCACCAAGCUAUCGAUUCAUAUCUCUAUCCUUCAGAGUCAAUCUGCAAUUCUCUUCUGCAUAGUUUGGUAAGGUCUAAGAAUUACCAAUUGACGCUUUCUGUUUAUAGUAAGAUGACCCAUGUUGGUAUUAUAUCUAAUUUUUCUUCUUUAAGUCUUUUAGUCGAUUGUUUUGUGCAUACCCAUAUGCUCAAAUUUGCUUUUGGGGUGUUGGGUUUGAUUUUAAAGCGUGGUUUUGUGGUCAAUGUGUGUGUUAUGAAUUCGAUGUUAAAGGGUCUGUGUAGUAAUGGUGAGGUUUAUGAGGCUAUGAGUUUGCUUAAUGAAUUGAAAAUGACUCAUGUUAUGCCAAAUGUUGUUACUUUUAGUAUAAUUAUAAAAGGACUUUGCAAGGCGAAACAAUUUGAAGAUGCUAUGAAGUUGUUAAUUGAGAUGAAGGAGAUGAAUUGUAAACCGAAUGCUUUUACGUACUCUAUUUUGAUGGAUGGUCUUUGUAAGGCUGGUAGGGUAGACGUGGCAAUUGGGUUGUGGGAGAAGAUGAAAAGAAAGGGAUCGGAGGUGGAUGUUGUUGUUUAUGGUACACUUGUUAAUGCUUAUUGUAAAUUGGGGCAAUGGAAAGAAGCCACUGCAAUGUUUAAUGCUAUGAUAGAAAGUGGGAUUCGCCCUAAUGCUUAUAUCUAUACGUGCUUGAUUUCUGGACUCUGCAAAGAUGGAAAGACUACUAAGGCUAUAGACCUGUUUAAACUGAUAGUAGAAAAGGGUGAAGAGCCUAAUACUGUGACAUAUAAUGUUUUAAUGCAUGGACUAUUCAAGGAAGGCCUGGUUAAUGAAGCUUUAAAAAUUAUGCAAAUGAUGUUGGACAAGGGAAUGAAACCUGAUGUGGUUUCUUACAAUACCUUACUGAUGGGACUUUGCAAUAACAGUAGAGUUGAUGAGGCGAUGAAACUCUUUCAUACUGUGUUGAGGGAUGGAAAUUAUAUUGAGCCAGAUGUCAGGACUUUUAUUUCUCUAAUUCAUGGGCUUUGCAAGGAAGCUCGGGUUGAUGAGGCAACUGAGAUUUAUGAUAUGAUGAUUGAUAGGGGGUACUCUGUUAAUUUGGUAACUUGCAAUGUUUUGAUUGGAGAAUAUCUAAAGGCAGGAUUGAUUAAUGAGUCUAUGAGAAUAUGGAAACGUGUAAAUGAAUUAGGAUUUGUUCCAGAUUCAAUCACCUAUGGUGCCAUGAUUCGUGGAUUUUGUAGAAUGGGCAUGCUUAAUGUUGCAAAAGGACUUUUUACUAGAAUGAGGGCCCUUGGGCUGAGCCUUGCUUUGUAUGACUAUAAUAUGUUCUUGGCUUCCUUGUGCAAGGAGAGCAGCUUGGAGCAAGCGAGGAAGUUGUUUCAAGAAUUGAGGAACUCAAAUUGUGAAUUGGAUGUCAUCUCUUUCAAUACAAUGAUUGAUGGGACUCUGAAAGCAGGGGAUAUUCAAUCAGCCAAAGAAUUGCUAAAGGACAUGCUUCAAAUGGGUUUGAAUCCUGAUGCUUUUACCUACUCCAUUUUAAUAAAUAGGUUCUCAAUACUUGGACUAAUGGAUGAGGCUAAAGAAGCUUUUAAUAGAAUGAUUGGCUCUGGCUUUAUACCAAGCAUCCAUGUGUAUGAUUCAUUACUUAAAGGUUUUAGCUUAAUGGAUAAAGCAGAAGAGACUAUAAACCUUCUUCAACUGAUGGCGGAUAAGGGAGUUGUUCUUGACUCAGAAAUAAAAAAUACAAUCAUGAUUUCUCUCUGUCAUAGCUCGUUGGGUAAAGAUAUCGUGGGCCUGUUGCCUAAUUUUGCAUCAGAAGUGUCAGAAAAGUCGAGCAUCUCAUGCAAUAAGUUGUUGAUGAAAAUACGAGAGUCUAGCCCAGAACUUGAAGUACAUGCUGCUUGAAGUACAUCAGAAGUCUAACCUUCUUCAACUACUGAAGCUGGGUGCCUCUGUCACUCACUUGAAGGUAAAAUAAUUUGGUGCCCAUGUGCAGGUGGACAUUACCUUAGCAUACAUUGUGCAUGCUAAUUUAGGCCCAAGACAUACAAUACUCAGAUUAGAAGACAAUUACAUAGCAAUACCGUGUGUCCGUGAACACAAAGUUUCUUUUUUGUAUUAUUUGAGGGAGAAUCGGGAGAGCAAUAUUUUUUGUUUGUUGUUAGUCCUUUUUAUGGUGAUUAAGAUAAUUUACUCCUUUUUCCCCGUCUCCUUCUCUUCUCAAGUAGGGAACAGGUGUUAGGGUAGUAAAGUUGACUUUUUAAUUACAGUUGUUGAGUUUUGAAGGAAUAGGUGAUACAUUGACAUUUAUCUGCAGCUUUAGUGGUCCUUGUAUGAGAUUUUUCCUCUUAAUAGUUACUACUUGAAGAGGGGUUAAGUAGUCAUGAAGGCUUCUUUAUAAGUUUCUA
This is a messenger RNA of Ricinus communis (castor bean), 2711 nucleotides long. RefSeq names its product pentatricopeptide repeat-containing protein At4g28010. Lineage: Eukaryota; Viridiplantae; Streptophyta; Magnoliopsida; Malpighiales; Euphorbiaceae. The transcript has a single exon. The record is from RefSeq and is a predicted model, not a curated record. Gene Ontology annotation, molecular function: protein binding. Bases 133 to 2208 code for a protein of 691 amino acids.